AUCUUUAAAAAGUAAAUUGUUAUUUAAGACGAAACUAUUCACUCAUACUACACCGGUACGCAACAACAACAACAACAAAAUAUGUCAAGCCCAAAAUCUGUUAACAUACAUCAUGGAAUAGACUCCAAAUCAUUUGAUCAGUUGUAUUCAAAGAGGGAACCUGUUGUAUUACGAGGACUUGAUAUUGGGUCUUGUCGAGAAAAAUGGACACCAGAAUAUCUUGCAGAGAAAGGAGGGACUAGAGAGGUGAAAAUACAUGUCUCCAAGACAGCUCAAAUGGAUUUUAUUAACAAAAAUUUCAUGUAUAGGUCUUUACCAUUCAGUGAACUGGUAAAAAGGGCUUCAAAGGCAAAACAGGAAGAGCUCUUCAUCGAGGAGACAGAAAAAUAUUACCUGCGAGCACUGGGAGAUGAUCCGAGAAAAGACAUCGCUGACAUCAGAGUACAGUUUCCUGCCCUUGCAGAAGAUAUAUUGUUUCCAGAGUUUUAUCCGAAGGAGAAAUUUUUCUCAAGUGUAUUCAGAAUUGCCUCCCCUGGAUUACAGCUAUGGACACACUAUGAUGUUAUGGACAACUUCUUGAUACAAGUUCAAGGGAGAAAGCGGGUGGUUCUCUUCAGUCCAAGAUCUGUGAAUUAUCUUUACAUGAAUGGUGACAAGUCAGAAGUUUUGGACAUUGAUAAUGUUGAUAAGAAAAGGUAUCCAUUGUUCAGCAAAGCUGAGAGAUUUGAAGUGUUUCUUGAACAUGGAGAUGUUCUUUUUAUACCAGCUCUAUGGUUUCAUAAUGUGAUAUCGCUGGAGUUUGGAGUGGCAGUGAAUGUUUUCUGGAAACAUUUAGAAAAUGCCGUGUAUGAUAAUAAAGACACAUACGGCAAUAAAGACCCUUUACCAGCCAGCCGAGCUUUCCAGAUUAUAGACCGGGCGGUUAAAACACUGGAUGAACUGCCAGAACCAUACAGAGAGUUUUACGCAAGACGUUUAAUAGACAGAAUAGAGAAGAAAGCAGUUAAAAAUUUUCCAACUUGAUCUGUGUCAGAGAUAAUGUUAAAAUGUGUAGACAAGUCUGGGGCAAAGAGGAAUGAAUUGUUUCUAUAUUGUUAUAUAUAGAAACAUACAAUGCUGUAUUCAGAAUACAGAUUAUCUUGUGACCUUCAAGAAAACCUACAGCACCGCAAAUUAAUUAAUAUGGUAGACAAUUGUGAUUAAACCCACAAUGCAAGUAGAGUACUUACAAUUAUAGCUGGUUUAAUUGAAAAAUAGCUUGACCACCUGUUUAACUCAAUAGGAAUAGCGCUGAUCUAUGUAUCUGGGGUCAAUAGUUUGACCCCCUGGCAAGGCGUUUGUUCUUGAUAACAUUUUGAUAAUUGACAUUGUGUCUGAAAUCAUUCAUUCUCCACCUCUGAUUCAUGUGGAAAAAUUGGCAUUUACUUGCAGAGAACAUGUUGGUAAUCAGUAUCUAAUAUCUCUUUAAACGAGAUUUGCUUGUUACUUCAUAUCAAGUGUUUCUGAAUUCUACUAUUCAAAUUCAUUGCUAUAUGUCUGAAUAUGUUUUCAUAUUUAAACUCUAAUUGUACUUUACAAAAGCUUUUUUUUUUUUUGUUUAUUGAAAUGUGUCAUCUUUUCAUGUAUUAUAUAUAAUACUGUAUUAACUGGUAAAUAAUUGUGCUAUGAAUAAACAUGUAAUUUUAUGUUAUAAGGAGAGGACAACUGUAAGCUAACAUAGCUUUCUGUCCAAUUCCUAAAAUACUGUAUUGUAAAUGUUUCAUGCUUUUCGGAAUAAAAAUAUGUUAAAACCAACUUUCCCAUUUUCCCAUAGGAAUGCAAUCUUUUCCCAUGGGAAUGAAUUUCCCAUGGGAAGACCAUGUAAUAAAUUUUUCCAUGGAAGUGAAUUUCCCAUGGGAAAUAUAUUUGUUUCUUAAAAUGAUAAAUCAUUAUAUCUAUUAAACUUAUUCUACACCAGGCAUAUUAUAACAUGACUUGAAAAGUUAUUUGUCAUUUUAUUUUUAUGCCCCCGGCAUCUACUGAUGCGGGAGGCAUAUAGUGAUCGUCCUGUCCGUCCGUUCGUCUGUCCGUUCGUACGAGGUUAUCCAAAUGGGACCGUUUCGUCUAGCAUCAAUACCCUUUACUAGAAUGACUUGAUACUAAUGCAGAUAUAACCUGUGACCAUUCCUCAUCUUCAGACAUCACCUGACCUCAGUUUGACUUUGACCUUGACCUCAUUUUGGACUUAGGUUGGUUUAUAUGGGCCAUCUCUUGGUUAACCAAAUGGGACCGUUUCGUCUAGCAUCAAUACCCCUUACUAGAAUGACUUGAUACUAAUGCAGAUGUAACCUCUGGCCAUUCUUGAUCUUCAGACAUCACCUGACCUCAGUUUGACCUUGAACUUGACCGCAUUUUGGACUAAAGUUGCUGUGUAUUGACAAGGAUGCCACCGGGGGCAUUAAAGCGUUUUUGAACGCAGCUUCUUGUUUUUAUAAAAUUUCCCAUACUUUCUGUUUUCCGUUUUGUUUAGAUCAAAGAAGGCUUUAAAUAGAGACAUUGUAGAUUGUUCUUUAUAAAAGAAAAUUUACCGAGAACUCAUAAUAACUGUGUUCGUCAUAUUGAAAGUUAACUGUAUACAUUAAUUUCCCUAGCGUGCAAUCACAAUUGCGAAGCACGAGAUCACAAUGGCCAAGUGCAAAUUUUUUGUAGUUUUGCGCUUUGCCAUUGUAAUCUCGCGCUUCAUAAUCAUAAUUUUGCGUUUUGUGUUUUUCCAACAUUCGCAAUGGAUAAGUCAAGUGUUGGAGCAUGAUGAUGAAACACAAUAAGAUUAUGAUCACAAGCGCAAAAUCGCGAAAUUUUCUUUAAAAUUGUUCAUCAUGGUCUCGCGCUUCACUGCUGUUAUUUGGCUCUUCACGCUUCGCUAACAUGCGCAGGUGAUGCACUAUUUUGCCGUCAUUGCCUCGCGUGUCGCAUUAUCCCAAGAGAAAGCAGUGCAUGACUCUCAAAGCGCAAAAUCACACUGGCUUAGCACGAAAUCACGAUAGCUACGCGUGAAAAUGUGAAAUUUCGUACUGUGCCAUCAUGAUCUCGCCCUUCACCAUCGUCAUUUCGCGUUUCACGCUUUUCAGUCAUGGGCAUGCGACACGUGAAGCGCGGGAUCACGAUAGCAAAGCUUGAGUUGUGGUCAAAUUCUAUUAACAAUUAUGGUAGAUGUACUUAUAGACAUAUCCUUUAAAUGAAAUAUCUAAUCGUAUUCUAAAAUUCAUUAUUGUUAGUCUAUAUUUCGUUAUUCUUCUGUUGAUAUUGUUAUUCAAUGUCGUGCAAUUUAUAUUCUAAGUCUUACCAUUGUUAUUGUAUAUGUUGUUAUUCUUAUUGUAUGUUCGAUAUUCUUAUAGUUAAAGUCAUUACCACCAAAUUAUAACACCUUUCCCUGUCAUGUAAUUAACCGCGUUCUUUUGAUUCUGAGUAAAAAGAUUAACAAAAUAUCUCUUUUUGGAUUUUUUUCUUUUAUUUAAAAAUCAAAAGUAAAAAAUAAUCAUUCAAGCUUUUUAAUACACUAAGAAUUAGUAUAAACAAUGUUUGGAAUGGAGGACGGAUCUGUCCGGAUUUUAUCCAACCCGGAGUACAUGUCAAUGGCGUCCAGUAAAACGAAAGUAGAAACAAACGUAAUUCAGACUGCAAAAACAUCUUUGAAUUAAAGUCAUUCGUAAUUUUAAUAGUCUGUAUGGGUUAUUUACGAUAUAUUUUAUUGAAAGUAACCGCUAUUGGUUGAAAAGCCGCCGAUAUUGAUAUUUUUUAUCCAUUUUGUUCGUUCGUAACAGAUGCACGUAAUUUUGCGAGAGCUACGGUCAGAAAAUUGGCCCGAAAAAAAACUGCUGGCAAUGUUCUGUCGUAUAGGUCGCAGGAACUUUUUCAGGCAGCAAAAUGGGUAGAAAAAGUGCGACCUAUACACACUAAAAUACGGUAUUGUUAUUCUAUAUUUCUUUUUUCUUAUUGUAUCUUAGAUAUUAUUGUUCAAUGUCGUGUCAUUCAUAUUCUAAGUAAUACCAUUGUUAUUGUAUAUGUCGUUAUUCUUAUUGAAUCUUCGUUAUUCUUAUGGUAAAAGUCAUCAUUGUUGUUGUAUAUCUGAUGAUUCUAUUUACAAAACGUGUCAUUCGUAUUAUUUAUAUUUCGUGUGCUAUUUAUAUCGCGGGAAAUCUCAUAUACACUAAGAAUAACAAUAAUGAAUAUACAGUAAUAACAAGAUUUAGCUUACCAAAAGGUU
Messenger RNA from Mercenaria mercenaria, 4243 nucleotides. Its product is annotated as tRNA wybutosine-synthesizing protein 5-like. The record is from RefSeq and is a predicted model, not a curated record. Gene Ontology annotation, molecular function: 2-oxoglutarate-dependent dioxygenase activity; tRNA binding. Gene Ontology annotation, biological process: wybutosine biosynthetic process. The transcript has 7 exons. Lineage: Eukaryota; Metazoa; Mollusca; Bivalvia; Venerida; Veneridae. The coding region runs from base 82 to 1023 and encodes 313 amino acids.